Lactuca virosa is the source of this 924-nucleotide messenger RNA. NCBI's taxonomy places the organism in Eukaryota, Viridiplantae, Streptophyta, Magnoliopsida, Asterales, Asteraceae. The record is from the annotation of a GenBank genome assembly.
CAUCUACCCUCUUUCUCUCUCUCAAUUGUAACCUAAUUAUUCCCUUUUACUUCAAUCAUGCCAGAAUUGCCAUCGUCUUCUUACUUUUCUCCCUCCCUUUUGCUCUAAACCCAAUCGCUUCCUUCAAUCGACAUCAGAAAGGGUCACUGCAUCGAUUUCAUACAUCAAAUCGAAGAAUUGUUAUGGCAACGAUAAUAGGGUUCUUGGGUUCUGCUGCUGCUCUUUCUAAGUGUACCUUAUCUCUGCCUCACUACCAACUGGUCUCUUCUCCAUCGUCAUUCCCCACAAACUCAUCCGCCUUCAAUCUCUCACAUGACUUAUGUUGUGCGAAGAAGUGAAGAACACCAACAAGGCAAGCAAUCAGGCCAUCUGCCCUCAUCGGUCUCUCUAUCUCGACGGUGUUUAAACAAGUGGAAGGGAUUGAAGAAAUUUAUGAAUCCUUCAAGGUCUGAAACUGCACCAGUAAGAAGGGACUACAACAUCAAAUGGUUACUUAUGAUUAUCAAUCUCUUUUUGUCUGCUUCAAACCUGCGUGACAUUGAGGUAAAGUUAUUAAAGGGCUUAUCUGGACAUCAACACAUGGUCCAGUUCCAUGAUGCAUUUGAAGAUGAUCAGAACAUAUACAUAGUUAUGGAGCUGUGUGAAGGGGAGAACUCCUUGACCGAAUUUUAUCCAGAUGGAAGCUUGAGCACAGUGGAGACUUUGGCUUCUACUGCUAUAUGUGGCAUCUUACACUCGAUUCUUGGUGGUCAACCUCUUCUUAUACUUGGAGUUGCAGAGCCUACAAUCAUUAUGUAUUCAUACUUGUAUAAUUUUGCGAAAGGGAGACAAGAUUUUGGUCAACAACUAUUCUUAGCUUGGGCAGGAUGGGUAUGUACAUGGACAGCCCACAGCCCUACUCUUCUUUCUUUUGGCGAUUUUUAA